CGUCGAACGACCGUGUUUGUUCUGGAUUUGGGGAGAGAGGAAGGUCUGCGCGCGCUCACUGACAGCUAGGUGAAGAAGUGAGGAGGAUGACUUGUCCAUUCCUGACUCCACCCAGCCCUCUCAAGGUUCCGCACUGACUCAUCACGUCCUGCCCAGCGCCACCCCCUGGCCAAUCAGCAUGGGGGAUGGUCUGGAGACCACGCCCCUCUCCCUCAGGCCUCCAGUCCUGGACACCAUCCACCCGACCCGCCCCCCUAGGCAGACCAAUCAGCUGCAGUAUCUACUGAAGGGGGUGGUGAAGACGCUAUGGAAGCACCAGUUUGCAUGGCCCUUCCAGGCCCCCGUAGAUGCCAUGAAGCUCAACAUUCCGGACUACUACAAGAUCAUUAAGAACCCCAUGGACAUGGGCACCAUUAAGAGGCGUUUGGAGAACGGCUACUACUACAACGCCCAAGAGUGCAUCCAGGACUUCAACACCAUGUUUACCAACUGCUACAUCUACAACAAGCCCGGUGAUGAUAUUGUCUUGAUGGCCGAGGCACUGGAGAAGGCUUUCCUGCAGAAAAUCUCCGACAUGCCUCAGGAGGAAAUAGAGAUCACCGUGGCAACCAAGAGGCCCGGCAGGAAGAGAGACCCAGGUCCCCCUCCACUGCCCCUGGGCCCCAGCAUGAUGGCCCCGUCCCUGGGCCCCUCCAUGGCCCCGUCCCUCAUCCCCGCCCUGCCUCCGUCGCUGGCGCCCGCCAUGACCCCUGCCUUGCUGGGCCCUGUGGGCAUGCCCCCCUCCUCCUCCUCCUCUUCCUCCUCCUCCUCUUCGUCCUCGUCCUCCUCCAUGGCGCCCGUCCUGGGGCCCGCCAUCAUGGCGCCGGUGCUGGAGCCGUCCUACCAGCUGGGCCCGCAGGACUGCCUGGCCCCGCCGGUGCUCACCGCCAUGCCCCCCACCGCCCCGCUCACCAAGCAGAGGAAGAGAUAUUCUCUCUUCCUUCGGAAGGCCGACACCACCACACCCACCGCCAACGACCAGCUCAGCGAGUCCUCUCCUGCGGCCACCGAUCCGCGUCCACGCCGCGAGAGCAGCCGGCCCAAGCAGGCGCGGCAGGAUGCCCCCGACUCCCAGUUCGCCGGCAGGCCCGCUAAAACAGUGAGUCCUCGUCGGAGUGAGCAGCUGCGGUACUGCCGCGGAGUGCUGCGGGAGAUGCUAGCCAAGAAGCACAUCGCGUACGCCUGGCCCUUCUACCAGCCCGUGGACGCCUCUGCGCUCGGCCUGCACGACUACCACGACAUCAUCAAGCACCCCAUGGACCUUGGCACCAUCAAGGUGAAACUGGACAGCUGGCAGUAUCCGGAUGCUCAGGACUUUGCAGCAGACGUUCGUCUCAUGUUCUCCAACUGCUACAAGUACAACCCACCUGACCAUGAUGUAGUGGGCAUGGCUCGCAAGCUGCAGGACGUGUUUGAGAUGCGCUUCGCCAAGAUGCCAGACGAGCCCAUGAUCACUCCCAUUCCUGCCCUCGCGCCCACUCCCAUGAUGCCGCAGCCGGCCCCGGCGCCGCCAAUCCUCUUCAGCGAGUCCGAGUCCGAGUCAGAGACCGAGACGUCGGAGGCCCACUCGGACCACGAGAGAGCGCAGAGGCUCGCCGAGCUUCAGGAGCAGCUGAAAGCCGUGCACGAGCAGCUGGCGGCCCUCUCGCAGCAGCAGCCCAACAAGCCCAAGAAGCGAGAGAAGGAGAAGAAGGACAAGAAGAAAGAGAAGUACAAGAAAAAGACGAGUGCACCAGCCCUGGACCCGCCCGUCCUGGGCGGGGCCUUCUACACGGAGCCCACGCCCCCUCCCCUCCAGCCAAUCAGGAAGAGCAAAAGCAACAAGGAGCUCGCUGUGCCCACAAAGCCCAAGAAGCAAGGUAAGAAGGACCUCCUCCAGCAGAAGCCCGGCCGGUCCGUGGUCCUUCCUCCCGCCCCUUUCUCCUCCUCCUCCUCCUCGUCCUCCUCUUCCUCCUCCGCAACCUCCGCGUCAUUGGCUCCUUCCGCCUCCCUCCUCCAAUCAGAUGAGGAGGGCGUUGGUGGCGGUGGCGGGGCGUCUUCGUCCAGCCGGGCCAUGUCGCUGGAGGAGAAGCGUCAGCUGAGCCUGGACAUCAACCGGUUGCCGGGCGACCGUUUGGGCCGCGUGGUGCACAUCAUCCAGACGCGCGAGCCGGCGCUGCGCCACUCCAACCCCGACGAGAUCGAGAUCGACUUCGAGACACUCAAGCCGUCCACGCUGCGCGAGCUCCAGCGCUACGUUGGCGUCUGCCUGAACCGCCGCACCAAGAAGGGAGCUGAUAAGAUGAAGAUGAAGAUGGGCUCUUCGUCAGGUAGCAGCAGUGAGGGCAGUUCCUCAGACAGCGACACCUCUGAUACAGGGCUGGUACCCAAACAGAAAAAGAAGUCGUCCGUUCCGUUGGCCAAACGAGGUCAAACCAACACCACCAACACCACCACCAACACCGCCGCCGCCGCACCCCACCACAACUCCGCCCCUCCCAAACACACCCCUGCCCCUCCGCCCACCGCACCCGCGGCUGCAGUCACCGGGCCCUCCCUGGCUCCAUCUCAUCUCCUGGGCAACAGUAAUGGGCUGGCCAUCUUCAACCCGCAGCCCCAGCAGCAGCAGCAGGCUCCUCUCAGACCUCUGUUGCCCCUGGCUCCUCUGGCUCCUCUGGUGCCCACCCCCACCCCACUGCCCCCAUUGGCCCACCAGGGCAGCUCCAUCCUGGGCCACGUGUCGGCACAGCCCCCCCAGGCCCUGCUGGAGGACGAGGAGGAUGAGGAGCCUGCCAGCCCACCGCUGCCCAUCGGCCAGAUGGAUCAGCAGCUCCUGAUGCAGCCUCUGAGCUUCAGCCCGUCUCCGCCCUCCCAGCUGGGUGGAGAGCAGCCACCGCCGCAGUCGCACGGGCAGUCACACGGGCAGUCACACGCACUCACACACGUGCAGCAGCAUCGGCGGGAGGAGAGUGCAGCAGCCGCCGUCGCCAACGCACGCACACACAUGAAGGAGGAGGAGGUGUCUCCGCUACACAGCUCAGGUCCGUUGAGGGAUAGCCCCUCCCUACUGUCCCAGUUCCACGCAAUGGUGAACCAGUCGCCUGCCAUGGACAUGCCAGACAGAAAACCUCUGAAAGAGGAGAAGUUCCUUCCCUCUCCUGUCCUGGCACUCAGCCCGGUUCAUCAGGAUGCUCCCGACAGCAAACCCAACAUGCACAGAAGCGGCAUCAGGCCACAGGACAACUCUCGGCCCCGUCCCACUGCAUCCCCAGCCGCACCCCCUUCUCUCCAGGACAAACUGAAACAGGAGCCCAAGGGGCCCAGCGGACCUGCUAAGGACGCGAAGCUGAAGAACAUGGGGUGGAGUGGGCCGAGCCUGGCCCUUGAGUCUUCCUCCUCCUCCCUCGUCCUCUCGCCCGGGCCCAGCUGUCAGCGACAGUUUAGGCGUUCCCGGCAAGCCAAGGAGGAGAAGGACAAGGCGCUCAGGGCCGAGCAAGAGAGAGAGAGAGCACGCCGAGAACAGGAGAAGAGGUCCCGUGAGAGUGAGGACCCCGUGGAUCAACUGCGUCGCCACCACCACCACCACCACCAGUCGGAGGAGCAGCAGCAGCAGCAUCAUCACCACGCGGCCCAGCAGGCCCCUGCGCCCGCCGCCACGUCUCGCUCGCACGCCCAGUCGAGCCGCAGACGCCCCGAGCAGACGCAGGCGCAGACGCCGCCCCAGGUCAGCUCGCCCCACCCGCCCACACCGCCCUCCGCUGCUGCGGCCGCCGCCACCGCUGCUGCUCCGGCGCAGUCGACGCUCAGCACGCCGGACCAGAGGGAGAUGGCCCGCCGCAGGGAGCAGGAGAGAAGGAAGAGGGAGGCGACGGCAGCUCUGAUUGACAUGAACCUCCAGAGUGACCUCAUGGCCAUCUUUGAGGAGAACCUUUUCUGAAGGAGGGAACGCAGGAAAGAAAGAGAACACUUCAUCUGUCUCUCUCUCUCUUUCUCUGUCUCUCUCUAUCUGAGAACCUUUUCUGAAGGAGGGAAAGCAGGAAAGAAGACAAUGUCAAGAAAGAGAACACUUUAUCUCUCUCUUUCUCUCUCUCUCUCUGUCUGUCUCAAUCCACCUUUUAUUUAAUUUUUUUUGGAAGCCACCUGAAGCCAUCUCAUCUUUCCCCCCUCCCUCCCCUUACUUGCAGUAUCUCAACCACGAGAAACAUGAGACAUGGAUUUAAACAGAAAAAAGAAAAGAAGAUUUAAAAAAAAAAAACUGGUGUGUUUUUAAAAAUAUGUGGAAUCUCAGAAGAUUUUUUUUGUGUGUGUGUCUAUUUUGGAAAGUGAAUAACUGUAUUUAAGAUGAUGUUAUUUUCCUUAAGAAUGAAAGCGUUAACCUGCGGA
Messenger RNA from Alosa alosa (allis shad), 4401 nucleotides. RefSeq names its product bromodomain-containing protein 3-like. NCBI's taxonomy places the organism in Eukaryota, Metazoa, Chordata, Actinopteri, Clupeiformes, Clupeidae. The record is from RefSeq and is a predicted model, not a curated record. Gene Ontology annotation, cellular component: nucleus; chromatin. Gene Ontology annotation, biological process: chromatin remodeling; positive regulation of transcription elongation by RNA polymerase II.